CGAGUGAGCGUCAGGUGUCUCCACACUCCACAAGCCUUCCCUGGAGCACAAAGAGGACCUUUUGGAAUUAAUCCGGAACCAUGGCCUUGUUCGGGGAGACUGUAGCACAGCGCAUGCAGUGUGAUGCAAAUGCUGCAGUGUGUUCAGGAAGCAACUGUCUGGUUCCUCCCAGUAACUUUAACAAUAUUCUGAGCUUGGUCCUUAGCACAGUGCUUACUGUCAUGUUGGCCUUUGUCAUGUUUGCCAUGGGCUGCACUGUGGAGUGGGACAAACUCCUGGGUCACCUGCGCCGGCCCUGGGGCAUUGUCAUUGGUUUUCUGUGUCAGUUCGGGAUCAUGCCGUUCACAGGCUUUGCCCUGUCACUGGCCUUCGACGUGCUGCCUGUGCAGGCUGUGGUCAUCAUCAUCAUGGGCUGCUGUCCUGGAGGAUCAGGGUCCAACAUUAUUUGCUACUACCUAGAAGGAGACAUGGACCUCAGUAUCAGUAUGACAGCCUGUUCCUCCAUCUUGGCACUGGGCAUGAUGCCUCUCUGUCUUCUGAUCUACACUUCACUCUGGGUGUCACCGGACACAAUCCAGAUUCCAUACGACAGUAUUGGGAUCACUCUUGUGGCUCUCCUUGUCCCCAUUGGCUUUGGUAUGUAUACCAAACGCAGAUGGCCACAGCAAGCCAAAAAAAUUCUCAAGAUUGGCUCCAUAACUGGAUUUGGUCUGAUUGUUGUCAUUGCUGUGGUGGGAGGGAUCCUCUAUCAGUCCUCAUGGGACAUUGACCCAGCACUCUGGAUCAUUGGGACCAUCUACCCUUUCAUUGGCUCUGGGUUGGGCUUCUUCCUCGCUCGCUUCACUGGACAGCCUUGGUACAGGUGUCGUACCAUUGCAUUGGAGACAGGUUUCCAGAAUGCCCAACUGUGCAGCACCAUAGUCCAGCUGUCCUUCUCUGCUGCUGAGCUGGAAAUCAUGUUCUCCUUCCCUCUCAUUUACAGCAUCUUCCAGAUUGUAGCAGCCGUCUUAAUUGUAGGAUGUUACCAGUUAUACAAAAGGAAAUGCAAAGGCGAUGCGUCUGAGGACAGUGAGACUCCUUAUUUGGAAGAAGGAGAGACGGGCACUGGAAAAAUAAAGGCUUUGGAGAACGGUGGAUUUGAGCUCCAUGAAAACAGUUCAGAGAUGAGUAAGGACAAUGAUAAGAACACACGAUUUUGAGAGAUUACGUCCAACAUUGAACUCACAGUAGUGAGCCACACACUGCCCUCUGCUGCUGAUCACAGUGGUGUACAGCUCAUCUGUUGGAAAUUCAGGAACGACAUGUAUUAUUAAUAUAUUAUUGUAAAUUCCCCAUUAUCCAUCAUUAUUCUGUUUCUAAAUAUCUGCAUCAAUAGUGUGAACUUGGAUGCUUGAUAUAAUAAUUCAGACUAACUCCUUUUUAUUAACUAAGAAAAGAGAUUAGAAGAUGUGGUCAUAUUUAUCUUUAUUGUAUGGUUUUGUUCUGCAUGUGGCUAUGUAUUUAUUUUCAUCUGGAAUCUUAGCAGUUUUGUAUCAGUUUUCAGACCUUCAGAAUGCAAUGAUGAGUGACAGAUAUGUGUGAGAGA
Messenger RNA from Periophthalmus magnuspinnatus, 1585 nucleotides. RefSeq names its product solute carrier family 10 member 2 (gene slc10a2). Gene Ontology annotation, cellular component: apical plasma membrane. Gene Ontology annotation, biological process: bile acid and bile salt transport. The record is from RefSeq and is a predicted model, not a curated record. The transcript is spliced from 6 exons. Bases 81 to 1199 code for a protein of 372 amino acids. NCBI's taxonomy places the organism in Eukaryota, Metazoa, Chordata, Actinopteri, Gobiiformes, Gobiidae. Gene Ontology annotation, molecular function: bile acid:sodium symporter activity.